Messenger RNA from Melitaea cinxia (Glanville fritillary), 1131 nucleotides. RefSeq names its product sialidase (gene Samuel). Bases 1 to 1131 code for a protein of 376 amino acids. Gene Ontology annotation, molecular function: protein binding. The transcript is spliced from 6 exons. The record is from RefSeq and is a predicted model, not a curated record. Lineage: Eukaryota; Metazoa; Arthropoda; Insecta; Lepidoptera; Nymphalidae. Gene Ontology annotation, cellular component: PRC1 complex.
AUGCUCAUGAUUAAAGAGAUGAUUUUUUCGUGUAUCUCAGGUGAAGGUGGUGGGCGUUCGGCACGGAGGCGCGCCCGCGAUGCGGCGUCUACCGCGCACGCGACCCCCGCGUCGCCCGUGCCCUCUGCGCCCUCCGUGCCCUCUGCGCCCUCCAUGCCCUCCGCGCCUCCUGUAUCCAACGCACACGCUGUUAAGGCUGAGAGACUCAGUCCGCAUGAUUCCACAGCUUCAAGGUCCCGCAGCGUGACCCCGUCAACGUCGUCAUACCCGAGCACGCCGCCGGAGCGCGGCAGCCCGCACGCGCCUGCGCCUGCGCUUGCGCACCCUCCGCGCAGUUGCUCGGACAUCAUGCGCACUCUGGCGGCGCGCUACAAUUCGCACCCGGUCAACGACUACUUCCACCGACUAAACGGCUAUGGGUUCGAGAGGUCUACGACAGUUGAUAAUAACGAUAUUGCAAGCUAUGCGGGUUUGAUAUCGUACUUGACAAGGCAGCUGGGCGGAACACCGCGAACUCCUGCCAUCACCAACGCGCUAGACAUGGGAAUGACAAGGUACAUGUGGGCGAUCUUACGUACUCACGGCGGUAGUCGGCGACGCCGUAGGGCGAAGGCUUUUCCGGCCGCUGAACACUCUCCACUGGAUCUCUCCGCGGGGGGAGAAACCGCGGCGAAACGAGCCAGACACUCUCCCAGUCCUAGCACGAGGAGUGACAGUGACGAUAGAGAGAGAUCUUCCAAUGAAGAUCGUAGCGAGGCACGCGAGUGCCUGUGCGCGGAGGCUCGCGCGCGGCUCUCCGCCUGGUCGGUGGACGAAGUCUGCGAUUUCGUGAGCUCCAUUGAUAUCUGCGCAGAAUACGCGCCGAAUUUCCGCGAGCAGAGGAUUGACGGGUCGAGUCUCCCUCUUCUUACGGAAGAACACCUGACGGGUAUGCUGAACAUGAAGUUAGGCCCGGCGUUGAAGCUACGAGCAGUGGUUGCUCGGCGGCUAGAGCCAUGUGCCCAGUGCGUGACUACCGCCGCGGCUACCCCUACACCUACCGCGACGCAGGUACAAGCGAACAAUACCCCCAAAGUCAACGGCACCUCCCUCAAAUCGGAGCCUAGAAGCAGUACCACGAGUCCCAGUUAA